Molecule: messenger RNA, 894 nt
Organism: Cinara cedri
Lineage: Eukaryota; Metazoa; Arthropoda; Insecta; Hemiptera; Aphididae
Source: the annotation of a GenBank genome assembly
AUGGCCGCUUUAAAUGAAACUACAAGCAAUAAUCGGUUACACAAUUGCGUCGCUCCGCCAUCACCGACGGACUUUAUCGACUGCAGUUGCUAUACUCUAAACUUCAUGGAACGUAAAUUCUUGAAUAUAGGCAUCGACCCGACGGACGCGUUCGCCGUCAAAGUACGGAUAAUAACACCGUCGCGGUACGUGAACCUAACACCGGAUUUCCUAGCACGUAUUUAUUCACUCAUGGAUAAAAUCCUGUCGGUCGUACUCGACACUCCUAAGUACAAAUGUCAUUUAUUCCUGGAGACCGCGUUAUUUAAGGUGUCGCAUUGCGUGUUAAAUCAAGAAAACCACCUCGUAAUAGAAUUGAAAACCGCAACCGGGUUCCGUGUGUUAUUAAAUAGGUAUGAUUUGUUUAGAUUAGAAAAUUUGAAACGUUGUAUUCUCGAAACGGUUGCGCGAAAAACCGUCAGCAGCAGACCGGCGGUACUAAAACAAUUCGAUCAUGUCAGUGAUUACAUAAAUAAAACGAUCGCCAAAAUGAGAACGCCGCCGUCGGACAUGAAUGAAUUACGGAUGUUUAUAAAAAGCGUUCAGGAUGAAAAAAUCGUAUCGAGCAUGCCGAAAAAAGGCGUCAACUACGCCGCACAAAUCAAAAUGUUCGCGACCACUCAAUUGGCCGAGUGCUGGGUGAACGCGCGGAGCGCGGGUAAUUUAUCGGUUAUAACGCCGUCGUCUAGCCGUUCGGCGCCGCCAACGCAUGCCGCAGGGAGAUCCGACCACAGCGACGGGCCGCGAUGUACCGCACGUGCACCGGCGCCGGAUGAACGGGCGGACGAAGACGAUGAAUCGGAUUCCGCGGUGCCAGAAACGGGACGGGGUGCCAAACGGAAAUUUUCUUCGUAA